Molecule: messenger RNA, 1427 nt
Organism: Neurospora crassa OR74A
Lineage: Eukaryota; Fungi; Ascomycota; Sordariomycetes; Sordariales; Sordariaceae
Product: glycosyl hydrolase family 88
Exons: 1
Coding region: 300-1427 (375 amino acids)
Biological process (GO): carbohydrate metabolic process
Source: RefSeq, a predicted model, not a curated record
CCGAGCUCCCCAACCCUCUCAGUGCAACUCUCUGCCAUGAUAUCCGAUGGCAAGACAUCAUCGCUAUGGAGAUUAUCCACCAAGCAGGAAGGAUCUUGGGCAAAAAUGCGAACGGGCCGCUCGCGUAACAUUGGGCUUUUUUGGUUGAUUUGCUCCAAGAAUAUGCCAGUUGAUCUGGAAGCCCAAAUAUCCUCCUGACCACCAGCAGUCCACAGUCCCCUAUUCAAGCAAAACACUGACACGACGUCAUCAGCACAUAUCAGCCGGUAUAGGGACCACAUACUUCAAAUCCGGCCAAGAUGCCAGCAGAGCUCGACGGAAUUAAGUCUGCGGACAUUGACUCCAACAUCAGAUUGUUAAUCGACGCCCUGGUCAACAUUAAAGAUGAGACAGGCAAGUUCCUAUUGACUCUCGACGAUGGCCGCGUAAUCGACACGAAGGGGUGGAACGACUGGGAAUGGACACACGGCAUCGGUCUCUACGGCAUCUGGCAAUACUACGAGCUCAAGGGCGACCCUGAAUGCCUGCAAAUCAUCGAAGACUGGUUCGCCGACCGGUUCGUCGCCGGUGGCACCACCAAGAACAUCAACACCAUGGCCGUGUUCCUCACGCUGGCCUACGUUUACGAGCGUACCGGCAACCAUACCUACCUGCCGUGGCUCGACAGUUGGGCCGAGUGGGCCUACCACGACCUCGAGCGCACCAAGUAUGGCGGCAUGCAGCACAUUACCUACGUAGAAGCCAAUGACCAGCAGCUGUGGGACGACACGCUCAUGAUGACGGUGAUGCCGCUGGCCAAGAUUGGGCUGGUGCUCGACCGCCCUCAUUACGUCGAGGAGGCCAAGCGCCAGUCCCUCUUGCACAUCCAGUAUUUGUUUGAUGCCAAGUCCGGCCUGUUCUUCCACGGUUGGGAGUUCAACGACAAGGGUGGCGGGCACAACUUUGCCAACGCCCGCUGGGCCCGCGGAAACAGCUGGCUGACCAUCUUCAUCCCCGAGUUCAUCGAGCUGCUGGACCUCGGGCCGCAGGACCCUAUCGGGGCCAUACUGCGGAGCACACUUGAGGCGCAGUGUGAAGCACUCAAGUCUCUCCAAGCCGAGUCUGGGCUGUGGCGGACGCUACUGGAUGUGCCGGAGAGCGAAGGGUCGUAUCUCGAGACGAGCGCCACAGCCGGGUUCGCGUUUGGGAUCAUGAAGGCGCUGAGAAAGAAAUACAUCGUCGGCAAGAAGUACGAGGAAAUGGCGGUGCGCGCGCUAAUGGGGGUUCUAGACAAUAUUAGCGACAAGGGGGAGCUACUAGGUACCUCGUUUGGGACGGGCAUGGGGAGGGAUUUACAGCAUUAUAAGGAUAUCCCGAUUACUUGUAUGCCGUAUGGCCAGGCUAUGGCCAUCAUGGCUCUUGUGGAAUUCUCGAGGAGGUUCAUAUAG